CUGGUCGUGGGGGGGCGCACAGAGUCCGCCACAUGCGCACGUACGGAGGCACACACACACACACGUUCUCAACACUCUGGCUUGGCAGCAAAAAGCCCCCGCAGGACGCUGGCCUCCCUCAGCACCCACCCCUGCUGGUGCCCCUCUAAGAGUAUGUAUGUACACUGAUCUCUCCAUAUCUUUCGAACAUUUGACCCGAAUGGACCGCAAAAAACGGCUUCCCGACGCUACUUGCUCUUGCCGCCCCGCAUGAGUGUUGACGCCACCAGCAUUGUGGUUGCACCCGCACAGGCGAGGAUGGCCCAGCCCAGCAGCUGGGCCAUCAGCAGCUGCUGGGCGUAUUCGUCAUGGCUGCCGACCCUAGGGAAGGGCUGGUCGGGCUGCUCACACAUCAGAAACUUGCACAGCGGGCCCCAGCCUUGUUCGAUCUGUAUCAGGGAGGUGAAAGUGAGGACGGAUGGAUGGAUGUGUGGGGUAACUAACUGCCCACACGUGUGUGUGUCGGUGACCUGGUAGAAUAGAAUGGCUCUGCGAGGGUUGAUGUGCUGUAUGAUGGAGUCGAGGUGGCCCCUGUGCCGCUCGAUGGUCUUCUCGCGGUCGAUGAUGCCGCGACGACGGUCGCCCUCAAACCACUACCACCAUACACACACACACACACACACACACACAGAGGGGGGUGGAUUCAUAACCGUCUGCAGACCAUCCCACCAGGCUCUUCUCCCUGCUGGCUGACCUUGCGGGCCUUGUCCAGGGCCAGGUGCAUGGAGACUAGGGCAUGUUGGUGGAACACGAGUGUGCUGAGGUAGGCAGGGAAGGACAGCAGGACCGACGGCAAGCGGAAGACUGUCCUCUCAGCCGACUCAAACCAUCCAUCGAGGCCGCGUGUGGUCACUAUCACCUGGACAGGCGCAACACACACACUCGUGUCAUGACUGUGCCCGUGCAUUGCCAUCCACCCAUCGUAUGCCUCACCCACCCUCGCGCCAGGGUAUUUCCUCAGCAGCUCUUUGUAGUAGAGGGCAGCGGGGUACCCGACGGCAGCUCUGUAGCCUGAAGGAAAACAGGAAUCGACUCAUCCGAACACACCCGCACGAGCCAGCCACGGGCCCAUGCACCCACCACGGAAGACGCCAUCCCAAUCGACCGCAUGAAUGGACUCGGGAGAGGCAACCUGCUCGCACAAACGAAGCGGACAGCACAGAGCUGACGGUGCCUGAGUGGUUUUCAUGGAAUGCAGCCUCCCUUCCCUCACCCCAUCUUCAGCGAUUUUCCGCCACAGCUCCGCCAACUUGGGCUGCCGCUCGAUAUCGUACACGUGGAGGCUGGAGAUGCCGAGCGCCUCGAGUGCAGCCUUGAGGCUCAGCGUGCCCGUGCGUGGCAGACCGACAGCUAUCACCUCGAGGCCUCGCCAAUCUGAGUCGUUUUGGCUUUCAUUUGGGGUGCUUUCAGAGAUGCCAGGCUUCCUCUCCUGGGUCUUCGGGCUGGAGAU
Molecule: messenger RNA, 1489 nt
Organism: Vitrella brassicaformis
Lineage: Eukaryota; Vitrellaceae
Source: the annotation of a GenBank genome assembly